AUCUUCUUUGAUCGCGGGUCAUUUUAUUUCUUUUGUGAAAAUUACUACGUUUGCUGAAGAAAAAAGUGUCAUGUUCUCUUUUCUCUUCAUUCAAUAAAUAAUAAAUGAAUAAAUGCAUGUCACGUGGCGUAAUUGUGUACUAAGGUGAUUUAAAAUUUUCAAUAUAAGGUGCGUGAUUAAAUUGUUUCCGUGUUUUACCAAAAUAUGAUUUCCCGAUAUCAGUUAAUCUGCGCCCUUAUAUUAUUUGGAUUAGUGAUAAUCUACCAGACAAUGGCGCAAGUAGAUGGUUAUACGCCUGGAGUAGACUAUCCAAUAUACGACUCUGUACCAUUUGGUCUGACUUUUACCUGCCGAGGAAAAUUACCUGGUUAUUAUGCCGAUCCUGAAGCCAGAUGUCAGGUGUGGCAUUGGUGUGUGCCUGGAGGAAGGCAAUUCAGUUUUCUCUGUCCGAAUGGUACUGUUUUCAGUCAAACGACUCGAGUCUGUGAUUGGUGGUUUAAGGUGGACUGCAACGAUUCCCCUCGAUUAUACAGCAUCAACGAAGAUUUAUAUCGAGACGCUCGAGGAAAUUACAUUUAAUAAAUGAAAAUAUAGAUGAAUAUGAAUGCACAAAUUUUAUUUAAUUUUUCACUUGAAAUGAAAAAAUUUUUACACGUCUUCUCUCUAAAUUUCUAAGA
Molecule: messenger RNA, 677 nt
Organism: Leptopilina heterotoma
Lineage: Eukaryota; Metazoa; Arthropoda; Insecta; Hymenoptera; Figitidae
Product: U-scoloptoxin(01)-Cw1a
Exons: 5
Coding region: 205-579 (124 amino acids)
Cellular component (GO): extracellular region
Molecular function (GO): chitin binding
Source: RefSeq, a predicted model, not a curated record